Messenger RNA from Sorghum bicolor (sorghum), 1277 nucleotides. RefSeq lists its product as uncharacterized. Bases 258 to 1109 code for a protein of 283 amino acids. The transcript has 5 exons. The record is from RefSeq and is a predicted model, not a curated record. NCBI's taxonomy places the organism in Eukaryota, Viridiplantae, Streptophyta, Magnoliopsida, Poales, Poaceae.
AAAAUUUACAAUUUGAGAUAGAGUGAGUACCUUUUAUUAUGUAUGCUGCAUCCACGUAUCCGGCAAUCCACUUCCGAGUUUAGCUUGCGUCGCGACACACUGAGGAAUUCCACAUUGAGAAGCAUGUGAGGCCAGCGUUUCUCGGCGUGCCGUUGUCUGCUACCUUUCGCGGCUUCGCCUCUGCUCUGCUGCCGCGUCUCGUGUCAGGCUGUCAGCUAGCUUGGGGGCGCGGGGGCAGUGGGGCACUACGGCCGGCCAUGGCCGCCGCGGCGAGUACACCUCACUGCCACCGACCGUGGCAGCUGCUCGUCCCAGCGAAAGCGUGCGCGAGCCGCCGCACGGGCUGGCCUGCCGUAGCCGCAGGAGUCGGAGCUGGCGGUGCGCCGAACGCAUGGACGGGCAGGCUGCUACCGCCACCUGCAGCUCGGCGCGCCGUGAGGACCAAGGCCGGGGCGGCCGAGGCGCGGCCGUCGUCGCCGCCGGACGCCGUGACCUACAGCGCGAGCAUCUCCACCGACACGCCCCUCCACGAACCCCCUGGGGUCUCCUUCGACGAGUACCUCCAGGACAGCGCUCGCGUGUUCCGCGCCAUGUUCCCCGACGAGAGCAGGAGCCAGCGGGUCGGCGACGGGGAAUGGCGGGUCCAAAUGCUGCCGCUGCAGUUCCUCCUCCUCACCGUGCGCCCCGUCGUCGUCAUGCAGCUGCGGCACCGCCACCGCGCCGGCGGGCUCGACCUCCGAGUCACGGAGUGGGAGCUGAGGGGGCUGGACGUCAGCUACGCGCCCUCCAGCUUCGACCUCGACGUGAGCGGGUCGCUGUACGCCGACCGGAGCCGGAGCCGCGGGUGCCGGAUGAGAGGCCACCUGGAGAUCGCCAUCACCUGCGUCCUGCCGCCGCCCCUGCGCCUGGUGCCAGAGACUGUCCUGCGCGGCGUCGCCGAAUCGGUUCUGUCGAGGCUGGCGGAGAAGAUGAGGCGGGACGUGGACGUCGGACUCGUCGCCGACUUCAGGAGGUUUCACCGGGAGAAGGCGGCAGCGUCCAGGGCCACGCCGACGCUGGACGGGACGGCAUCGAGCAGAGACCAAGCCUCUGAAAGACAGAGUCGCUGAUGAUCCUAGCCUUAGCUUGUAUUGUACAUGGAGAGGUGUACGUGUGCAGCGUGAUCAUUUACAUCUGGUUUCUGCUAUAUACAGGAACUAAUCCGAGACUAGAACACACGGAAACACGGCGGAUCGGAGUCCAGUCCACUGUCUACAUAUGAAUCGAUCUCUGUAGCA